GGUAGGUACUUAAUCAGGUACGUAACAUAAUCUUCUCACGUCUUAUCCUGACGCUAUGAUCUGAACUUUUACCUAGAUAUUUCAGGAGUACCUUUAGGAGUAACUUGCUGAGGUCAUUGCGCUCUGAGGUUACCUAUAUAUAGGUCGCUUCAAAAACCACUCCAACCGACCUUACCGCCCAAGGUCUACUCUUCAACGCACUUCAAACUCGCGGUGCAUAUUAUUCGUAUUAUUUUCUAACUAUCAGAGCACGAUGGCUUCGAAGCGCCUCUCCACUAGACAGAUGCCUACUCGCCAAUUACAUCUCGGCUCUUCUAUUGCAGGAGUUCUCAAGAUCGUGGAUUUACCCUGGGCUCGUGAUAGCGAGAACACACGCUACAAAUCCCCUUUCGAUAUACUUCCGGAUGAAUUACUCCUCGCUAUUGUAGAGUUUGCGACUAGCCGUAAUAGAGACGUCUAUAGCGACUGUUGCUCCGAUCGUCCAGAUUACCGAACUACCGUGGCGUUAACGAAGGUUUGCCGUCGUUUAAACCGUUUAGCGACGCCACUCCUUUACAGUUACAUGUAUCAUAACUUGUCUUCUACCGACGACUACGAGUCUUUACGUCGUAUCUGGUUACCUCAUCGACAAGACUGCAGACACCUAAAUAUCGAUAUCAAGGAUCCGAGCAUUCUGACCAAGGCGGACUGGCUUGCUGUAAAUGACUUCUUCACGGGCUACAGCCAAGUAAGAUGCCUGAUAAUCGCCGGAGGAUUUGAGACGUCCAUUAGUGAGACAUGGCAGCUGAUUUCUGACAUUUUGACGCAUAUGCCAGCUUUAAAGCAUCUCACAAUCAAAAAAGAUUAUUGGAGCCCUCCGUUCCCUAGCUCUCUGUUAUCGUCUCUGAUGGAACACGUUACCGUCUCGAGACUUCAGGCCUUGACACUUUGGAGAACAGGAAAUGCUGGACCAAUAAAGAGCAUUGAAAAACGUGAUAGGAUGGCUGCUUUGAGAGAUCUUAAGAUGCAUGGUUUCAAGCAGGAUGGCGGAGUCAUGGAACGUUUGAUCCGAUGGCCUAAACAGCUUCGGUCUUUCUCUCUUUGGCACAGCUUCGAUGACGACGAGCGCGACUAUAUGGAUCUAACCAUGCUCGGCUCGUGGCUUUCAGCUCACGCAGAGACACUCGAGAAAAUAGAUAUCGGUCCUUUAUCGCCCUCGGGUAAGGGUAAUAUCUUUGACUUGUCCCAAUAUCGGGCAUUGAAGAGGCUUGGGCUUUCCAGAUAUUUAUUCUCGGAUGAUCUAGAAUCUUCCGAAAGCGACGCGAAUCUGAUACUCUCACCGGGGCUUGAAGAAUUCUAUUGGCAUUUCAGUAUUUCCAAUGGCUUUUUUAGGGAACCCCAGAGUGUAUUCGGAGAAAGAGAAGAGAAAUGGCUACAAAAGCUUGUGGAUAUAGCAGUGUCAAAGUCAUCACCACUCAAAACGAUCUGCGUUCUCUUUAAGCCCAACCAGGGUUAUAGCACGGAUACGUGGUCUUGGGAUCAUUUAGUCAGAUUGAAAGAAUAUUGCCGUCAGGUCGGCAUUACUCUCCAUUAUAGCAGACCACCAUUUGACAGGGAUGAGUGGAUGAAGGCAUUCUCCGCGAAACCCCGCGCAAACGACGGAAGACAUUAGGGAAUACUUCACGCGGCUCAACCUCGACCAUCCAUAAUACUCUGUGGCGCUAUAAUUCUGGCCUCUUUCAGGCAGUGUCAAUUACCUACACAUGCUGAUGCCUGACAUAGCAAUGGGAGAUGGAUAAUUCUUCAGUUUACGG
This is a messenger RNA of Daldinia loculata, 1793 nucleotides long. RefSeq lists its product as uncharacterized. The record is from RefSeq and is a predicted model, not a curated record. Bases 254 to 1651 code for a protein of 465 amino acids. NCBI's taxonomy places the organism in Eukaryota, Fungi, Ascomycota, Sordariomycetes, Xylariales, Hypoxylaceae. The transcript has a single exon.